Molecule: messenger RNA, 1449 nt
Organism: Maudiozyma barnettii
Lineage: Eukaryota; Fungi; Ascomycota; Saccharomycetes; Saccharomycetales; Saccharomycetaceae
Gene: ADE13
Product: adenylosuccinase ADE13
Exons: 1
Coding region: 1-1449 (482 amino acids)
Biological process (GO): 'de novo' AMP biosynthetic process
Cellular component (GO): cytosol
Molecular function (GO): (S)-2-(5-amino-1-(5-phospho-D-ribosyl)imidazole-4-carboxamido) succinate lyase (fumarate-forming) activity; N6-(1,2-dicarboxyethyl)AMP AMP-lyase (fumarate-forming) activity
Source: RefSeq, a predicted model, not a curated record
AUGUCUGAAUUCGAUAAAUACGCUACCCCAUUAUCUUCUAGAUAUGCAUCCAAGGAGAUGUCCGCUGUCUUUUCCCUUAGAAACAGAUUUUCCACCUGGAGAAAGUUAUGGUUGAACUUAGCCAUUGCCGAAAAGGAAUUAGGUCUUGAUGUCAUUACUGAUGUCGCUAUUGAACAAAUGAAACAACAUCUAACAAUCACCGAUGAAGAAAUCGCAGCUGCCUCCAAGCAAGAAGCCAUUGUCAGACAUGAUGUCAUGGCUCAUGUACACACUUUCGGUGAAUCUUGUCCAGAUGCUGCAGGUAUCAUUCAUUUGGGUGCCACUUCGUGUUAUGUCACUGACAAUGCAGAUUUAAUCUUCCUAAGAGAUGCCUACGACUUAGUCAUUCCAAAAUUAGUUAAUGUUAUUGAUAGAUUGUCUAAAUUUGCCAUGGAAUAUAAGGAUUUACCAGUCCUAGGGUGGACUCAUUUCCAACCAGCACAAUUGACCACUUUAGGUAAGAGAACUACUCUAUGGAUCCAGGAGUUACUUUGGGAUCUAAGAAACUUCGUAAGAGCUAGAAAUGAUCUUGGUCUUCGUGGUGUUAAAGGUACUACAGGUACUCAGGCAUCUUUCUUAAGUUUAUUCCAUGGUGACCAUGAUAAAGUUGAGGCUCUAGAUAAGAGAGUCACCGAAUUGCUAGGAUUCGACACUGUCUACCCAGUUACAGGUCAAACAUACUCUAGAAAGAUCGAUAUUGAUGCUUUGGCCCCAUUGGCAUCAUUUGCUGCUACCGCACAUAAGAUGGCUACCGAUAUUAGACUAUUGGCCAACUUGAAGGAAGUUGAGGAACCCUUUGAAAAAUCCCAAAUCGGUUCUUCAGCUAUGGCCUACAAGAGAAACCCAAUGCGUUGUGAACGUGUUUGUUCUUUGGCUAGACACUUAGGUUCCCUAUUUAGUGAUGCCGUACAAACUGCUUCAGUUCAAUGGUUCGAAAGAACCUUGGAUGAUUCCGCCAUCAGAAGAAUUUCUCUACCCGGUGCAUUCUUGACUACUGAUAUCCUUCUGUCUACUUUAUUGAACAUUUCCUCUGGUUUAGUGGUAUAUCCAAAGGUCAUUGCUAGAAGAAUCAAGAGUGAACUACCAUUCAUGGCCACCGAAAAUAUCAUUAUGGCUAUGGUUGAAAAGAACGCUUCAAGACAAGAUGUCCACGAACAAAUCAGAGUGCUCUCUCACCAAGCCGCUGCUGUUGUCAAGGAAGAAGGUGGUGACAACGAUCUAAUCGAACGUAUCAAGAAAGACGAAUUUUUCAAACCAAUUUGGGGAGAGUUGGACACUCUGUUGGAACCAUCUACUUUUGUUGGUAGAGCUCCACAACAAGUUGAAAAGUUUGUUGCUAACGACGUAAAAAAUGCCCUAGCACCACAUGCUAGUAUGAUAAAUGAUGCUGAAGUGAAAUUGAGCGUCUAA